AUGAUGCACCCGUCGAGACAAGCGUACGUCGAGGAGGCGGCGGACGCCGACAUGGGCAUCGACCUGGCGAACCUGCCUGUGGACCAUGAUUAUGAACUCCCCUCUGCGGCGGCUGGCAUCCCGCCUGAACGAGCUUCGGCCAUCUUGUCUCAAUUCGAACGAAAGCGAAGGGCUGCGGCCAUGGCCGUUCCCACUGACGACAACCGAGUACGCGCACGACUACGAGAACUAGGCGAACCGAUCACAUUGUUUGGCGAAGGCCCCGCGGACCGGAGAGACCGACUGCGGGAGUUGUUGACCGAUCUUGCGGACCGACAAGCAGCGGCAGCAGCAGAAGGCGAUGUGGAGAUGCUAGAGGCAGCGGGCGAAGGGGAGGAGGGAGGAGAGGAGGCCGAACAGCAGGAGGAAUUCUACACCGAGGGCACCAAUGAUCUCUUACAGGCCCGGAAGGAUAUUGCGCGCUUCUCUUUACCGCGCGCAAAGGCGCGCGUGGCCCGACUGAAAGACGAAUCGACUAUACCCCUGCGGACGCAUAUAAAACAUCGCAAGGCGAUCAAAGAGAAGCUACACAACUUCAAUCUCUACGGGUCCCAAAUUGCAGGCGACCGCCCUGUCAGUAUUUGCCGCUUUUCUCCCGACGGACAGACGAUCGCCACCGGAAACUGGGGCGGUGGGAUUCGGUUGCUUACGGUGCCCAACCUCGAGGAGAAACUCUCUAUUCAGGCCCAUAAGGACCGGGUCGGUGGACUGUCAUGGUUCCCGGGGGCUACACUGCCUGGGUCCAAUGUCUCGGAAUCGACGGUUAACUUGGUGUCAGGAGGAGGGGAGGGGGAUGUAAGCUUGUGGUCCUUGAACAAUGACAAACCCUUGGCUACACUGUCCGGUCACAUCGGUCGUGUCUGCCGGACGGAGUUUCACCCGUCCGGUCGGUACGUUGCCUCUGCCUCUUUCGAUACCACGUGGCGAUUGUGGGACGUUGAAACGACGACCGAGCUGUUAUUGCAAGAGGGACAUUCCAGGGAGGUGUAUACGGUAGCAUUCAACAAUGAUGGCUCGCUCCUGGCGAGUGGCGGAUUGGACAGUAUUGGGCGAAUUUGGGAUCUCCGGACGGGCCGCACGGUCAUGAUCCUGGAGGGACAUAUUCGGGAGAUCUUUGGACUGGACUGGGGGGUGGAUGGAUACCGGGUGCUCUCUGGAUCCGGUGACGGAUGGGUCAAGUGCUGGGAUCUGCGCCAAGUCCGGAACAGCGGUGGAAUCGGAGCGCACAAGAGCGUGGUGUCCGACGUCCGAUGGUACAAGGGCUCCGAGUCGGCGUCGUAUCUGCCCUCGGCGGAGGGUCGCAUGGACGUGGACGGGGCCCCGCCAGCGAGUGAUACGCCUGCUCCUGUGCAACCCAAGAAGUCGGGCACUUUCUUUGUCAGUAGUGGAUUCGACAAGAACGUCAACAUCUUCAGCGCGGAUGACUGGUCGUUGGUGAAGACCCUGAGCGGACAUGCGGGCAAUGUUCUGAGCACAGAUAUCAGUGCAGAUGCGCAGUGGAUUGCCAGCUGUGGGCAUGAUCGCACGGUGAAACUGUGGGGGAUUGAAUGA
This is a messenger RNA of Aspergillus sclerotioniger CBS 115572, 1590 nucleotides long. RefSeq names its product putative pre-mRNA splicing factor. Gene Ontology annotation, biological process: mRNA splicing, via spliceosome. The record is from RefSeq and is a predicted model, not a curated record. The transcript is spliced from 3 exons. Bases 1 to 1590 code for a protein of 529 amino acids. NCBI's taxonomy places the organism in Eukaryota, Fungi, Ascomycota, Eurotiomycetes, Eurotiales, Aspergillaceae. Gene Ontology annotation, molecular function: U4 snRNA binding; protein binding; U6 snRNA binding. Gene Ontology annotation, cellular component: U4/U6 x U5 tri-snRNP complex.